Messenger RNA from Monomorium pharaonis (pharaoh ant), 4943 nucleotides. It is a transcript of the gene Orp8, whose product is annotated as oxysterol-binding protein-related protein 8. Bases 1228 to 3951 code for a protein of 907 amino acids. The record is from RefSeq and is a predicted model, not a curated record. Gene Ontology annotation, molecular function: cholesterol binding. NCBI's taxonomy places the organism in Eukaryota, Metazoa, Arthropoda, Insecta, Hymenoptera, Formicidae. The transcript is spliced from 17 exons. Gene Ontology annotation, cellular component: intracellular membrane-bounded organelle; cytosol; membrane.
CGCAGAAUUGAAUCUAGCAAGACGCACCGCGGAGAACAUUUUCCGCCACAGUGGUCUAGGAUUAAUGAAGCGAAUGGAAUUUGCGCAGAAAAAACCGCCCGCGUCGAUCGCUGGUUUUAAUCAACCUUCUGAAAUUAGCGUCCCUUUUAAAUUGCGCUACUGUGUAAUGCACAAAGGCGAAGGGACACAGGCAUUAUUAGGAUGUGAAUAUGUCAGUUAAUAUUAGAAUAACCGUGGGUGGGGCGCGCUGCGGCGAUUAUUAAAAAUUCACACUUAUUAGCGAUCGAUCGGUCCUCACGAGGAGCGCGAGAAACGAAGAAAGGGAGAAAGAGAGAGAAACGAAGAGGGGAAGAGGUCAACUGGAGGAUGCGGAGCGCGAUAAGACGACGGGAACGAGAGCCCUCAAUCGAACCUAUUAUGUACGAACGUCAUCAGUCACGGCCGGCUGCGCCUUCGAAAAAAAUGCCGGAUAUUCUAGCGGCGCGCUCGACCAUCCGUUAAACUAAACGCGCCACGAACAGAAAAAUAGAGAGAGAGAGAGAGAGAGAGAAAUUGAAAGACCCAUCCACACCGACGGACGUGACACUAAAAAAAGAUCGACAACAGGCGGGAUCGCGAUUUUGCGACGUCACACGACGACGACGAGACAUAGUUUCUCUUUGUCGGCGAGCGAGAUUUUCCUCUCUCGCUCCUCUUCCUUCUACGUCACGUUGUCGCCGAUCGUUGCGGACGCAGUUGAACACAGCAGCAGCGCAGUUGCAGUCACGAGUCACGACACGAUCGAGAUCGCGCGCGUGUGUGCGCAUGCGCGGGCGACACCACUCUCCAUCUCCUCGAACGCGCGCGCGGCGAGCGGGUAGAUCGAUGAUGGCGUGCGAUCGCGCCUUGCGGCGCCGUUCGUAUCUCGUCCGGAAGUGAGAAAGAGAGAGAGAGAGAGAGAGAGAGAGAUCGGCGACGGCGUGCCGCACCUCCCCGGAAGCGCACGCUGCGCACGGCCCGGUGCCGCCGCCCGGCGCACGACGUCGACGUCGACGCGAUGUCGCCGCGUCUCGUCCGUGGAGCGCGCUAAUUGCCUGCGACGCGUAAUUCGCCGCCGCGAUGGACUGACACGUCCGUGCCGCGCAGGACGACGCACAUCGCGCACACGUCUCCGCGUAACACAGUUGGAAACACCAAGCCCGAGAUUCAAGCUUACACUUUGGAAUCCUAGCCGAUCCUAGAUUUGCGAUGAGUUCGCAACCGAUCGUGGUGCCUGGUGGGGAGCAUCAUCGUCUGCAGCCGGAAACUCAGUCUGUGCCAGUUGGAGGUUCAGCGGAUAGUUACAAGACUAUGACACCGCCGAACGUCAGCCGAUCUCUCAGUCAACCAGCGGAUCGACAACUUCGAAGAAGCAGCAUCCAAGCACAGUCUACACCAUUACCUAAACUUCCAUCAACUGAGUCCCUUUCGACAAGCGUAAAUAUUACAGCCAGUGCACCUCCAGUUUCUCCAGGACUCUCUGCGGGCGAAGGUAAUCAAAAAAUGGAUAAUACAUCAGACAAGUCAUUGGAUUCCUGCAAAUUAACACGGAAGGAAUCUUAUAAGGCUCAGAGAAAGAAUUAUCGAAUGGAAAAGAAAAGAGUAGCCAACGAACUUUUAAGUUCUUUCAAAGAUCCAACUGUUAUUGUUAUGAGUGAUUGGUUAAAAGUUCGCGGCACAUUGAAAAGUUGGACCAAGUUAUGGUGUAUUCUGAAACCUGGAUUGUUGCUGCUAUACAAAAAUCCAAAAACAAAGAGUAAUCAUUGGGUAGGAACGGUACUACUCAAUACAUGCCAAGUUAUAGAACGUCCGAGUAAGAAAGAUGGAUUUUGUUUUAAAGUAUUUCAUCCUUUGGAACAAUCUAUAUGGGCUCCUCGAGGACCAGAAAAAGAAGCUAUUGGUGCUGUUGUACAACCUUUGCCAACAUCUUAUUUAAUCUUUCGAGCUCCGUCCCAAGCAGCAGGCAAAUGUUGGUUGGACGCACUUGAAUUGUCGUUACGUUGCUCUUCGUUAAUAGUGCGCUCAACAAGCGCAUUACCGCGUCCUUUACCACACGACGCGACCACUACUCAUGAAACUCAAUGGAGCGAGGCUGAUUAUGAAAAACACUUUGAUGAUCAUGAAUAUGAUACCCGUCAAGUAGUAACGCUAGAUCCUGUGUACACCUCGCAUACAGACCUGGACGACAUUAGUCAGCCGGAGAAUGGAGUAGUAGCUGAUGCUGAAAUUAGUGCCUCGGACAGCGAGUCUGAGGCAUCAGCCAAAGAAGAUCAAUCGUCAGAGCCAAUCACUGAAACACCAUACGUAGCUAAUGAAAACGAAGUUUUUGGAACGGCUGGUGAAGUCGUUGCGGAACUGCAAGAAGAACAGAAGUCUUUGAUAUGGUUCUUAAUGAAACAAGUUCGCCCUGGCAUGGAUCUAUCUAAAGUUGUAUUACCAACUUUUAUUUUGGAAUCACGUUCAUUUCUGGAAAAACUGGCCGAUUCGUAUUAUCAUGCCGAUUUAUUGUCCCAAGCAGUAUUGGAAGAUGAUGCAUUUACACGUAUGAAAGCUGUGGUGAAGUGGUACUUAUCGGGAUUUUAUAAGAAACCACAAGGCUUGAAAAAGCCAUACAAUCCUCUUUUGGGUGAAACAUUCCGUUGCUAUUGGCAACAUCCUAAUGGUUCAAGAACAUUCUAUUUAUCCGAACAAUUAUCACAUCAUCCACCUAUCUCAGGAUUCUAUGUAACAAAUCGCCAAGAUGGAUUUACUAUUAGCGCAACGAUUAUUGCAAAAUCUAAAUUUUAUGGAAAUUCGACCUCCGCAGUUUUGGAUGGUAUCGCUGUAUUAACGAUGCUGCCAAGAGGUGAAGAUUAUACAAUGACAAUUCCUUAUGCACAUUGCAAAGGAAUUCUUAUGGGAACGUUAACUAUGGAACUUGGUGGAAAAGUGAACAUAAUAUGCGAGAAAACUGGCUAUCAUACUGAAUUAGAAUUUAAACUUAAGCCGUUUCUUGGCGGUGCGGAAUUAAUGAAUCAAGUUGUGGGACGAAUACGCCUAGGAAAAGAAACUUUAGCUACAAUUUCAGGAUAUUGGGAUGGAUUAAUUUUAAUAACGGACAAGCGAACAGGACAAGAAAAUGUCUUCUUCAAUCCAACCCCGGAAAUACGCAAGAAAAGGUUGAAGAAAUAUACCGUUCCUUUGGAAUCGCAGGGAGAGUGGGAAAGCGAAAAAUUAUGGUUGGCUGUUACACAGGCCAUUAAUAGGGAUGAUCAGGUUGCCGCUACUGAAGAAAAAACUCGACUUGAAGAAGCACAAAGAGAACGUGCUAAAGAACGGAAAACUUUAGGACAAGAAUGGGUUCCAAAAUAUUUUGUUCAAGAUAUUAUAACUGGAAAUUGGGUUUAUCGGCACGCUGAUGUAAGACCGUGGGAUCCAAGAAAUGAUGUAGUACAAUAUGAAGAAAAUUAUGUAGUGCGCACAAAGACUAGGCAUAAAACACCUAUUAUGCGUACUGGUAGUAUUGUUUCUACUGAACCACAAUCACAGAUUCCACUAUUACAAGCUGAAUCACGUUCCUCCUUAUCAGUGUUGAAAUCUUCUAAAAGGCAGUUAUCAAAUAAUAUGCCUUUGGCAGAAGCUCAUGAUUCUGGCAGUUCAUCUGCAGAGGCACACACCGAUUCUAGUCAAUCCUUAGGAAAAAGAAGACGUUCAACUGCUAGGUUAAUUGACAUAAUGAAAGGAAUAGAACAUCAAACGAUAGAACAUGGUGAGAAAUUGAAUCGUAUACAACUGAUUGUAGAACAAGUUGUGAGGAAGCAAAGAGAAUCUGGUGAACAGCAUCAUAAUAUGAAUAUGUUUAAGAGCUUUAUGGAUACUAUACUUAUUAUUGUUAUUGUUUUUUCCGUGCAAUAUUUUGUAAACAUAUGGAAUAAUGAUCCUACUAAGGGUUGAGGAAUUUAAUAAGAUCAUUCUGCACACAUUUUUUCAAUUACACUCGUGCACGCGCGCGCGUUAUUUGAAUUAUAUGUAAGUAUCACUUGUUUUUUCUAUUUCUAUACAACUCUCGCAGCUUAUAAUAUUGGUAUUUUAUCAACGAAGUGAAUUUCACGGAAAAGAUAAUUUUUUCAAAAUAAUAUAUGUGAAACAUUCUCAUCGAUAUAAAAAUAAGAUAUUAAGAGAAAAUGUAAAUUAGAAGUUCUAUAUAUUAGAUUCAGAGCAAUGGUGUUUUAUUAGUUGCAGAAAUAAGAAAAUUUAAGUAUAGGAACCAACAAUCUAUAUGAGCUUAUAUUGUAUAUAGAGCUUAAGUAUAAUACUGAAAAAGCUAUAGUUCUCGAAUUAAUAUAAUUUUAAUUUUUAUUGCAACCAGUACCAAAUUGUAACAUAAUCACGUAAAUGUUGUAAAAAUAUUGUUCAGAUAUCACUUUCGCAACUAAUUUAUUGUAAAUUCCGCUAUAUUUAAAUUUAUAUUAAUAUAUUAUAUAAUAUUAUAAUUUGAGCCUGAUGUGAUAUGAAAUUUAUAAUAAUUUAUAUUAAUCCUUCUGUGUGUCAGUGCAUAAUUUUUCAUCUUUUCAUCAAUGCAUCAAAUACCAUGCAUUGAUAGAAGAGCUGUCUCAUUUACAUUUGUAAAUCGAUUAACUUUGUUAUUAACUCAAUUUACGUCAAAAUGUUCUAUCCAAUCUUGAUAAAAAUUUUUUCUAAAACUCUGUUAUAAAUUUUAUACUUUAUUUAUACGCUAAUAUUUUAUAUUUUACUUAUACUGCUAAGCUUAUCAUGUGAUAUUUCGAUAAUAUAGCAAUAGUAUCAGAUAUGUAUAUACAUAUAAAAAAACUAAUUCAAUUCGCUUGACAUUACACUGGACGUAAUAUAAUUUUUUUAAAUCAAUAAGUGUAUAUGUAAUUUUUGGGAACUUUAAAUUCAAUAAAAUAAUAUAGUUUAAUAAACCA